AAUGUUGACGUCCCCUCACACUCUCAUGGCACGAGUCAAUAAUACAGUUCCUUCCGGAAUUACGGUUAAUCAUUCAUAAUUUAGAAAUAAAUAUUGGCACGCCAUGCAACUUUAACUCCAUCUCUCCGCCAUUUAGUUCUCCCGUCCUGCCAGGGCCUGCAUUUCGAUUCAUGGGUUAAUAUAUUAUAGAUUGCCAUGGGCCCUGCCUCGGAAUCCGGACCAUGUCUCCUUCUACGUCCCCCGCAAUAUCUCUUUCUUUUCUUCGGAACCACGCUGCCGCGAGACCUGUCUCAAUGUAAGUGCUAAAAUGACGGCAUCACUUAGCUGCUAUAAAGGUAAGGGAUGCGCCUCACCCUGGCGCCAUCCGCAUCUCCUUCUUCACCACUAGGUUUUCCUAUCAUGCGUUCCUUAUCUGCGGUGGCCCUGCUGGCCGCUGCAUCGACUACCUCCGCGGCAGUUUUUGAGGCAGAAUCUGGGACUCUUGCUGGCGGCGCAGUCAUCGCAUCUGACCUUCCCGGCUUUUCGGGUACUGGAUACGUGACAGACUUUAUCGAUGAUACUGCCAAGCUCACCAUCAACGUGGGGGGACUCGAUGCUGGAGACUACGAGGUCAAAGUUCUCUAUAAUGCUCAGUAUGGAGAUAAGUUCACAACCCUCACUGUCAAUGGGGGCUCUUCAACCGAAGUAGCUCUCCCAAAUGUCACGACGACGACGUGGCAGACAGCAACAGCAGGAGUGUUCACCUUCACGGCUGGCACGAAUACUGUAGCCUUUGCCCGCGAUUGGGGUUACUACCUCAUCGAUGCCAUCACUGUCAACCCCCCGCCCGUAAAGCCUGUCGUUGUCGUCGACGUUACAAAGGGGGCCGUAGCUCAAGCAGAAGAUGGAAUCCUCAACGGCGUGACUGUUGGCAGCUCUGUCGCUGGCUUCUCUGGCACUGGAUACGUAGAAGGUUUUGACGCGGAUACCGACAAACUCACCUUUUCGCUCCAUAGUGACAAACAGGCUCUGUACGAUGUGAUCCUAGGCUAUGCUGGCAUAUACGGAGGCAAGCAGACAACCAUGUCGGUGAACGGUGCCGGAGGAGGCGAAGUCGUCCUCCUCGAUACGUCUGCGGCUGCUUCGCCAUGGGCCAAUGCCACUGCCGGCCAGGUCCUUCUCAACGCUGGGAACAACACCAUCUCCUUCUCCAAUGACUGGGGAUGGUACCUUCUUGACGCACUCUACGUCUCCCAAUCGCCACCACCAGCACCACACCAGGUCACCAAGGUGCUCGUUGCCCCCAACCCCCUCCCAGAGACACAAAAUCUCUACAACACGCUUCUUGCUAAAUACGGCUCCGGAACUAUCUUCUCCGGCCAAGCCGACACAUCCGGCGUUACCUGGCUCGAGCAGAAUGUUGGAGCCACCCCCGCAAUCAUUGGCCUGGACAUGAUCGAAUACAGUCCCACCCGUGUCCAAUAUGGAUCUGUCAGCACAGCUGUCGAAGAUGCCAUUGCAUUUGACAAGCGCGGUGGCAUCGUCGCCUUCCAAUGGCAUUGGAACGCCCCUAGUGGCCUGAUCAACAGUGACACUGUCCCAUGGUGGAAGGGCUUCUACAGCUACGGCACAACCUUCAACCUAACCGCCGCCCUCGCCAACCCCAAAGGCAGCGACUACGCCCUCAUCCUCCGCGACCUCGACGCCAUCGCGCUCCAACUCCUCCGCCUCCAAGCCGCCCAAGUCCCCGUCCUCUGGCGCCCCCUCCACGAAGCCGACGGCACCUGGUUCUGGUGGGGUAAUUUCGGCCCAGAGAGCAGCAAGGCAUUGUACAAGCUCAUGUACACGCGCUUCACGCAGCACCACAAGCUCCGCAACUUGAUUUGGCUGUGGAACUCCGUUACCCCGUCUUGGUACCCUGGUAAUGACAUCGUCGAUAUCCUCAGCUACGACUCCUACCCCGCAGCCGGCGACCACGGUCCCGUUGGCGUGCAAUACCAAGCCCUCCUCGCCCUCGGCGGGAACAAGAAGAUGGUCACCCUCCCAGAAGUAGGAUCCAUCCCCGACCCAGACAUCCUCAAGGCCUACCACGCCGAUUGGUCCUACUUCGUGACCUGGAACGACGAGUACAUCAAUGCGGACACCUAUAACAACCUUGCGUUUAAGAAGAAGGUGUAUGCGGACCCAACGGUGUUGAAGCUUAAGGAUCUAGGGAACUGGAAGGGCGUCCAGGUGAAGUAUGGACAGUGUGGUGGGAAUGGGUACACGGGGCCGACGUUGUGUGUUGUUGGGACGAAGUGUAUGAGCAUUUCGCCGCCGUGGUACUAUCAGUGCUUGUAGAGGGUGGUGAUGCAGGGAGGGAGAGGGUAGUGAUGGAUUUGGUAUAUAGGGGGUAUGGGAGAUUGUACAUAGCAUAUGUACAUACAUAAGCGGACGG
Messenger RNA from Pseudogymnoascus verrucosus, 2416 nucleotides. RefSeq lists its product as uncharacterized. Lineage: Eukaryota; Fungi; Ascomycota; Leotiomycetes; Thelebolales; Thelebolaceae. The transcript is spliced from 3 exons. Gene Ontology annotation, biological process: substituted mannan metabolic process. The record is from RefSeq and is a predicted model, not a curated record. Gene Ontology annotation, molecular function: cellulose binding; mannan endo-1,4-beta-mannosidase activity. Gene Ontology annotation, cellular component: extracellular region. The coding region runs from base 343 to 2319 and encodes 658 amino acids.